Messenger RNA from Penaeus monodon (black tiger shrimp), 531 nucleotides. RefSeq lists its product as uncharacterized. NCBI's taxonomy places the organism in Eukaryota, Metazoa, Arthropoda, Malacostraca, Decapoda, Penaeidae. Gene Ontology annotation, cellular component: proton-transporting V-type ATPase complex. Bases 1 to 531 code for a protein of 176 amino acids. The transcript is spliced from 4 exons. The record is from RefSeq and is a predicted model, not a curated record.
AUGUCGUAUUCAUGUAGUGAGAAGACCUAUUUAAAGAACAACAGCACAAGCAAGUCAAUCGUGAUGGUUUUGAUGGCUUUAGAUGGGUUUUGUAAGGGCUUGGGAAUUUCAUGUUCUGACCGUACCCAGUACUAUAUAAAUGUCAAAAUUUUUGCCAUAAAAUUGAUGCAGUUGGACCUAACACUGACAGAGCUUUUGAUGAGAAUACCAACUUGUGAGAUAUGCUAUGAAACUUUCUGCUAUGCAGGGUUAACUGGCCAUGAUCUCAUUAUGAUGAAUAAAGAGAUCCAGGAAAUUAUUUUACCAAAGAUUAAGUUUAAUGUUCAGCCUUUCAGCUCCAAUCAGACAAAGUUCAGUGGGUCUUGGGACUGUGUUGGGUUCUUUACUGUACCCAUCUGGUGUGCUCUGUUAGUGACGCUGCUCCUGCUGUUCAUCCUGUUCUCGGGAAUGUACAUGCUGGGUGACAUCAAAACCAUGGACCGCUUUGAUGACCCCAAGGGAAAACCCAUCAUGGUUGCUACAACAGAUUAA